AUGUACGGAUUGAGACAGGAAAUUCUGGAAUCGACUGGUAGUGCUUCUCAUUUAGCAAACAAUUUGUCAAUUUUCUUUCAUGAAACACAGAAGCUAAUAUUUGCUAGCGUAAUACACAAGAAUGAAAUUUGCGUACUAUCUUGGAAUCAAAAUCUAAUUUCACGUGAUAAUUUGUCAAUCAACCCUGAUAAGUCUAAUACAUCUUUUAGUGUGUUACAAGCAAAAUAUUGUAUGCCAACCUGCAGAACCUUUCCACUUUUAGUUGUUGCAACUUCUAUAGGAAUAAAGAUUUAUGAUGUGAAGACAUGGAAAUUACUUGCUUCGAGAGAAAUGACUUGUGUAAAAAAGCAAAUGAGAAGUGAGCAAGUAUAUCAAUUUAAUAAAGGAAUUACUUAUACAGAUAACUUGAUUGCUGUUGGUUCACAUUUAGGAGAAUUACUAGUAUUUGAAUGCUUGAAUGAAAAUACCAUAAUUUUCAAACAAAGUAUUCAGGAGCAUAAUUAUGCAAUAUCUGAUAUGGCAACUUAUCAUUUUGAUAAAUUAACAUGCUCUUGUGAUGUUUUGGGUGAUAUUGUACUUUGGCAUAAGGACUUUAAAACGGUUCAAAAAAAGUUUAGCACAGGCCAUGAAAUUAACUGCAUCAACAUCCUGAGAAAAUACAUAAUUAUUGGCACCUUCACUGGUCAGUUAUUAGUUUAUUCCUGUUUAAAUGGACAGCUAAUGGCCGAAAUUCAUGCCCAUAUUCGUCAAAUCAAUGCAAUUGCUGUUGCUCCUGAAAGUGAUUAUAUGAUAUCAGUCAGUGAUGAUACGAUGAUACGUCUUUGGAAAUUAUAUACUCAUGAUAAUGAAACUUUUCGGAUUGAAUGGCGACAAAAUGAACAAAGAGAAAACAUGCCAUUGGUGGGUGUACAGUUUGUUGAUGGCUGUGGAAGUGGUUUUGUUGUAACAGCCUAUGAUCACUACAAAUUAUUUUAUUAUCAAAUAGUAAAACAGUGA
Molecule: messenger RNA, 996 nt
Organism: Thelazia callipaeda (thelaziosis nematode)
Lineage: Eukaryota; Metazoa; Nematoda; Chromadorea; Rhabditida; Thelaziidae
Source: the annotation of a GenBank genome assembly